Messenger RNA from Prunus persica (peach), 570 nucleotides. Its product is annotated as NDR1/HIN1-like protein 3. The coding region runs from base 1 to 570 and encodes 189 amino acids. The transcript has a single exon. NCBI's taxonomy places the organism in Eukaryota, Viridiplantae, Streptophyta, Magnoliopsida, Rosales, Rosaceae. The record is from RefSeq and is a predicted model, not a curated record. Gene Ontology annotation, biological process: defense response to other organism.
AUGGCUUGGAACUGGAAAAAAUGUUGCUGCUGUUGCUGCAUUCUCAUCAUCGUAUUUUUCAUCGCCAUCCUCACUGCCACGCUCGUCAUUCGCGAAUACAGCCCUCAGCAUUCGAUCAACUACCAGGUGACCGAUGCAUCGCUGACCCAAUUCAACUUGACGACCAAUAAAAUCCUCCAGUUCAAUCUAGCCACCACCAUAAAUGUUGAAAACCCUAACAAGAGGUCUGACUUCCACUAUGAGAAGUUUGAAGCCGUCGCUUCCUACAAAAGCCAGGAUUUGAAAAAUACUAAAUUCGAUCCGUUCGAGGUAGAACACAAAGAUAAGCAUCCUUUGAAUGCAGUGUUCAAGGGGGAGCAAUCGGUGUCUCUUCUGGAUGAUGAGGUUUCAAAGUUUAAGGCCACCACGGUUUUUGACAUCGUUAUCAAAUUGAAUGUCAAGCAUUGGGCCAAGUAUACUACAUUCAAGAUUACUGAGGAGAUGAAGAUGAAAUGCAACUUGAAGGUUCCUUUAAAUUCCAACGGAAAAUCAACUGGAAAAUUUGAGGUUGCUAAGUGUGAUAAGGAAUAA